CCGCGUGGGGGUGGGGGAGCGAGUGUGGGGCUGUGCGGUCCCCAGCUGCCUCAGCCCUCGGCCUGGGGCGUUGGGAAGGGGGUGACAGGAGACCCUGUACCUCCGUCCCCUCGCUCCCCCGAGAGAGUGGGCCAAGCUGGGCGGGGCGGGCGGUGGAUCAUUAACCCGGGAGCCCUGGCGGGUGCCGGGCGGCCCUAUUGGUCCCCCACCAUCAGGCCAGGCUGUCCCUGGCAGGAGACUGCCCUGCUGGUGCCCCCUGGACCCAGCCCUUCGCUGAGCCCGACUGUCCGUGGCCUCAGUUCCCUCUCGCCCCUUCCUGGCGCCGGGAUGGCAGAGGCCCGCCCGUGGGGCUGGCUGCUCUGGGUGCUGCUCCUGCAGGCGGCCCAGGCCCAGCCAUACACGCCCAUCCACCAGCCCGGCUACUGCGCCUUCUACGACGAGUGCGGAAAGAACCCCGAGCUGUCGGGGAGCCUGGCGGGCCUGGCCAACGUGUCCUGCCUGAACAACACGCGUGCCCCCCGCCUCACGGGCGACCACCUGGCCCUGCUGCAGCGCGUCUGCCCCCGCCUCUACGCCGGCCCCGACGCCACCUUCGCCUGCUGCUCCCGGAAGCAGCUGCUGUCGCUGGAGAACAGCCUGGCCAUCACCAAGGCGCUGCUGACCCGCUGCCCCGCCUGCGCGGACAACUUCGUGAGCCUGCACUGCCACAACACCUGCAGCCCCGACCAGAGCACCUUCAUCAACGGGGCCUUGGCCGGAGGGCUGGCCUUCACGAAACUGACCACAGACCCCGUGGAGCUGUGGUCGGCCCCCAACAGCCAGGCCCGGCGGGAGAAGGCGUUCCACGACCAGCACUUUGGGCCCUUCUUCCGCACCAACCAGGUGAUCCUGACGGCGCCCAGCCGGCCCAGCUACCAGUACGACUCCCUGCUGCUGGGGCUGCGGGACGUCUGCUACGCGCCCCUGAACCCCAACAACGCCAGCCUCGCCGACUGCUGCAUCAACAGCCUCCUGCAGUACUUCCAGAGCAACCGCACGCGCCUGCUGCUCACCGCCAACCAGACGCUCACGGGGCAGACGGCCCAGGUGGACUGGAGGGACCACUUCCUCUACUGCGCCAACGCCCCGCUCACCUUCAAGGAUGGCACGGCCCUGGCCCUGAGCUGCAUGGCUGACUACGGGGCCCCCGUCUUCCCUUUUCUCGCCGUGGGGGGCUACGAAGGGAACGACUACUCGGCGGCCGAGGCCCUGAUCCUGACCUUCUCCCUCAACAACUACCCUCCCGGCGACCCCCGGCUGGCCCAGGCCCGGCUCUGGGAGGGGGCCUUCCUGGAGGAGGUGCGUGCCUUCCAGCGGCAGAUGGCCGGCACGCUCCAGGUCACCUUCAUGGCGGAGCGCUCCCUGGAGGACGAGAUCAGCCGGACCACAGCCGAGGACCUGCCCAUCUUUGCCAUCAGCUACCUGGUCAUCUUCCUGUACAUCUCCCUGGCCCUGGGCAGCUACACCAGCUGGCGCCGCAUGCCGGUGGACGCCAAGGUCACGCUGGGCCUGGGCGGGGUGGCCGUGGUGCUGGGCGCUGUGAUGGCCGCCAUGGGCCUCUUCGCCUACCUGAGCGUCCCUUCCUCCCUGGUGGUCCUGCAAGUGGUGCCUUUCCUGGUGCUGGCCGUGGGGGCGGACAACAUCUUCAUCUUCGUCCUGGAGUACCAGAGGCUGCCCCGGAGGCCUGGGGCCGUCUGCUUCUUCCUGGGGGCCCUGACCCCCAUGCCCGCCGUUCGGACCUUUGCGCUGACCUCUGGCCUCGCCCUGAUCCUGGACUUCCUGCUGCAGAUGUCGGCCUUCGUGGCCCUGGUGUCGCUCGACAGCAGGAGGCAGGAGGUAGGGGACCCGCUCGCCCGUUCUGGACGGGGUGGGGGGGGCCCUUCACUUUGUAGAGAGGCUUGGAGUGGGCUUGGGGCAGGGACGCUGUGGGGAACGUGUGGGCCUCGUCGUCCCCUGUCCCACAGAAAAUCCCCAGCCUGGAGGGAGGGUAAACACCAGCUGGCAGCCCUUGGCAGCCCCCGGAGACGGUCUGGACAGCGAGAGCCCUUGCUGGGUGGGCUCCACGGCGCUCAGUCCCUGAGGCCAGGAAGUGCCUGGCCAGACUCGUACCUGCUCGACUAUUUCCUCUUUCUGAACCGCUACUUUGAGGUGGGGGCCCCGGUCUACUUUGUCACCACCGGGGGCUACAACUUCUCCAGCAUCGCGGGCAUGAACAGCAUCUGCUCCAGCGCCGGCUGCGAAAGCUUCUCCCUAACCCAGAAGAUCCAGUACGCCACCGAGUUCCCCGAGCAGUCUUACCUGGCCAUCCCCGCCUCCUCCUGGGUGGACGACUUCAUUGACUGGCUGACACCAUCCUCCUGCUGCCGCCUUUAUGCCUUUGGCCCCAACAAGGACCAGUUCUGCCCCUCGACUGUCACCUCGCUGGCCUGCUUGAAGAACUGUGUGAGUUUCACCCUUGGCCCCGUGCGGCCAUCGGUGGACCAGUUCCACAAGUACCUCCCCUGGUUCCUCAGCGACCCGCCCAACAUCAAGUGUCCCAAAGGUGGCUUGGCAGCAUACAGCACCUCCGUGAAGUUGGACCGCGACGGCCAGGUUUUGGCCUCGCGCUUCAUGGCCUACCACAAGCCCCUGAAGAACUCGCAGGACUACACGGAGGCUCUGCGGGCAGCGCGGGCACUGGCCGCCAACAUCACCGCCGACCUGCGGAAGGUGCCGGGCACUGACCCGGCCUUCGAGGUCUUCCCCUACACGAUCACCAACGUGUUCUACGAGCAGUACCUGACGGUGGUGCCCGAGGGGCUCUUCAUGCUCAGCCUCUGCCUGGUGCCCACCUUUGCCGUCUGCUGCCUGCUGCUGGGCAUGGACCUCCGCUCCGGCCUCAUCAACCUCUUCUCCAUCAUCAUGAUCCUGGUGGACACCGUGGGCUUCAUGGCCCUGUGGGGCAUCAGCUACAACGCCGUGUCCCUCAUCAACCUGGUCACGGCCGUGGGCAUCUCUGUGGAGUUCGUGUCCCACAUCACCCGCUCCUUUGCGGUCAGCACCAAGCCCACCCGGCUGGAGAGGGCCAAGGAGGCCACCAUCUCCAUGGGCAGUGCGGUGUUCGCUGGUGUGGCCAUGACCAACCUGCCCGGCAUCCUCAUCCUGGGCCUGGCGAAGGCCCAGCUCAUCCAGAUCUUCUUCUUCCGCCUCAACCUCCUCAUCACUCUGCUGGGCCUGCUGCACGGCCUGGUCUUCCUGCCGGUCAUCCUGAGCUACCUGGGGCCUGACAUCAACAUGGCUCUGGUGUUGGAGCAGAGGCGGGCAGAGGAGGCGGCUGUGGCCAGGACAGCCUCCUGCAAAAAGCACUCCUUCCCGGUGAGCUGGGCCAACGGCACCUACGUCAACCGCGGCUUCCAGCAUCCUGCCGAGAGCGGGGACAGCUUCGGCGACCCUCCACCCCAGUGAGCAGAGCUCUGCGCAGGCUCCAGGGGCCGAGAGGGUUCCCAUGGGGACCAUGACCUGCCUCCCUCCCCCUCCCCCAGGUCCUGGAGGGGGUGCUCUGCCUAUGGGGUGCUCACAUUGGGACUCCCUCUGACCACCAGGUGCCCAGGCACCCUCCACCCUGGCAGCAGGUCCCUGGCUCCAAGUCAUUCAAGCCUUGGUCAGCACACACUUGCCUCCUUCUUCCCGGGACCUGGGUCUUGGGGUCCAGACACAGACAGGCUGGCCUGGUUCCUGACUCAGACUCGGCCACAGCUGCCCCUUUCCACCCACCUCCCCUUCAGUGAAACAAAGUCCCACCUGGUGUCAGUGAGUCUUCAGCUCUGUCCAGUAUCCCCGAGAACCAAGAGCAGGACCCACCCUGCAGGCAGCCAGGGAGGGGAGGGGGGCACUGCACCUCACCCGGGAGGGUGUCCCGGAAAAGACGCUGGUCAUGGAUUGGCCCCACUGGAAAGUGCCGUUCAGUGUGGCCUCCAGCUCCGAUUAUGAAGGUGGUUGCUGCCAGUCAAGGCUGCCGUGUGUCCUCAAGGCUGUGAGCUCCCGGGUUCAGGCCUGGAGCGCUGGCGCGGCUCAACCCAGCCCCAUCUCAGCCUCCGUGGAGAAGCACCGCCGAGGACGCACAUGCUCGGUGCCGUGCACAGGAGGAAGAAUAUGUCUGCUGAGCACAAAUGGAGUUUUGUGUCUCACGUCCUAUUCUGGUUGCCUCUGGACUUAAGAUAAUUUUUGUAGCCCAGCCGGUGAUGAACCAGAAGGUGGCAGUUUGAUUUCUGGUCGGGGCACAGGCCCGGGUUUCUGGCUCCAUCCCCAGUAGGGGGUGUGCGGGAGG
Messenger RNA from Myotis brandtii (Brandt's bat), 4345 nucleotides. RefSeq names its product NPC1-like 1 (gene NPC1L1). Lineage: Eukaryota; Metazoa; Chordata; Mammalia; Chiroptera; Vespertilionidae. Gene Ontology annotation, cellular component: membrane. The record is from RefSeq and is a predicted model, not a curated record. Bases 328 to 3483 code for a protein of 1051 amino acids. The transcript is spliced from 19 exons.